This is a messenger RNA of Vombatus ursinus (common wombat), 936 nucleotides long. RefSeq names its product olfactory receptor 10AG1-like. The transcript has a single exon. Gene Ontology annotation, cellular component: membrane. The record is from RefSeq and is a predicted model, not a curated record. Gene Ontology annotation, biological process: G protein-coupled receptor signaling pathway. Bases 1 to 936 code for a protein of 311 amino acids. Lineage: Eukaryota; Metazoa; Chordata; Mammalia; Diprotodontia; Vombatidae. Gene Ontology annotation, molecular function: G protein-coupled receptor activity; olfactory receptor activity.
AUGGUGGAGGACAAUCUCACACGUGUGACGGAGUUCAUUCUCCUGGGAUUUUCUGACCUUCCUAACCUCCAAGGGUUUCUCUUUGGGAUUUUCUUAGUCAUCUACCUAAGUAUAUUGACAGGAAAUGGCCUCCUCAUUGUCAUAACUAAGACUAAUCCUGCUUUCCAAACUCCCAUGUAUUUUUUCCUUUGGAACUUUUCCUUUUUGGAAAUAUGUUAUGCAUCAGUCACUCUCCCCAGAAUGCUGGCAGAUCUCUGGACCCAGAAGAGAAUUAUUUCAUUCGUAGCGUGUGCUGUACAAGCUUGUUUCCUUUAUAUUCUGGGGGUGGCAGAGUGCUUGCUCCUGGCUGUGAUGGCUUAUGAUCGUUAUGUGGCCAUUUGUAAGCCCCUGUUCUAUCCUCUCAUCAUGAAUCACAAGGUAUGUGUCCAACUGGUUAUGGUUUCAUGGAUAACUGGAGUCCCAAUACUGAUAGAAGAGACAUACCAGACUUUUUCUCUGAACUUCUGUGGUCCAAACAUAAUCAAUCACAUCUUUUGUGAUGCCCCACCUUUAUUUGAAUUGGCCUGUAUGGACACAUAUAAGGUAAGGAUCUCUGUCCAAGUUGUUGCUCUGCUAUUCAUCAUAACUCCCUUUCUGUUGAUACUUGCAUCCUAUAUCAAAAUCAUAACUACCAUCCUGAAAUUGCCUUCAACCUCAGGGAGAUCCAAAGCCUUCUCCACGUGUUCUUCUCACCUCAUGGUUGUAUGCUUAUUCUAUGGGUCUGGAAGUACUGUGUAUUUGGGCCAAAAAUCCAGUCACUCAGCAACAUCAGGCAAAGUGCUUGCUCUUUUCUACACCACUGUGACCCCAAUGUUUAACCCCCUGAUAUACAGCCUGAGAAAUAAGGAUGUCAUUGCUGCACUCAAAAAGCUAUUUCCUAAAUGUCUCAGGUCAUGA